This is a messenger RNA of Funneliformis geosporum, 996 nucleotides long. Lineage: Eukaryota; Fungi; Glomeromycota; Glomeromycetes; Glomerales; Glomeraceae. The record is from the annotation of a GenBank genome assembly.
AAAAUAUUUAUGGAAUUAUUGAAAUUAUCUUCUAAAGUUUAUCAUGAUAUACUUGAAUCCGGUGAAUUUUAUGAUAUCGAACUUUUAGUUGGUGAAGAUUCAAAUACUAAAGUUUUUAAAGCACAUUCCUUAAUUUUAAAAAUACGUUCUCCUUACUUCCGUAUCGCUUUAUCAAACGAUUGGUUAAAAAAAGAAAACGAUGUUAUUAAGUUUCAAAAACCUAAUAUUUCUGUUGAAGUAUUUGGAAUUAUUUUAAAGUAUAUUUACAGUAGCACGAUUGACCUCCCCAAUAACGAUAUUAAAACAAAUAUUGCGAUUUUAAUUGCAGCUGAUGAAUUAUGUCUUAACGACCUAUGUACUUUUAUUGAAGAAUAUCUUCUUGAGGAUAAAUCUUUGAUAAGAAAAAAUUUUGUUCUCUUUCAGGAUGUUACAACUAGAUUUACUCAAUUUAGUAAAUUGGUUCAAUUCUAUAAUACUUCUAUUCAACAAGAUCCCUCAUUAAUCUUUAAAGCAGAUGACUUCGUAACAAUUAAACAAGAAAUUCUCCUUGAUAUUCUAGAGAAAAAAAAUCAUUCUGUAGAACCAAUUGAGAUUUGGGAUAAAUUAAUGGCAUGGAGUAUUGCACGAUCUGAUGAAUUAUCAUCAGACACAACAAAAUGGGAGCAUAAUGAAGUUUCAAUUUUUGGAAAAAUUAUUCAACCAUUUAUACCACAUCUAAAUUUUAAGGAAAUUAGUCCCGCGGAUUUCGUUCAAAAAGUCAAACCAUUCAAGGAUGCCUUUGAUAAUGAAUUUUAUGUUCAGAUUCUUGAAUAUUAUUCUUUUUAUAAUAAUACUCAUUCAAAAUUAAAUAAUAAAUCUAGGAUCGAUUCUAGUAUUAUUGAUUCUGAAAUUAUUAAUUUCGACCAAGCCACAUUAAUUGGUAACUUAAUUAAAAUGGCGAAAAAAGAUAAAUAUGAUGCUUCUUAUGAUUUGACAUUGCUUGAUUUGCAUAUCUAA